Messenger RNA from Closterium sp. NIES-65, 873 nucleotides. Lineage: Eukaryota; Viridiplantae; Streptophyta; Zygnematophyceae; Desmidiales; Closteriaceae. The record is from the annotation of a GenBank genome assembly.
AUGUACUACGGAAACUACAACGCCAACCCUUACUUCGGCAAGGGACUCACCGCGAAGAUUCCUGACGCGCUCUUCAGCAAGCGAUGCGGCGCGUGCUUCAAGGUGAUCUGCAGCAACGACACGAAGCGCUGCCGCAGCGGCAAGGCCACCGUCACCGUCCGCGUCGUCGGCGCCACCAAGACGGAGGGGAAGCAGAUUUCGCUCUCCGCCGUCUCAUGGGCGAAAAUCGUGCAGGGUUCGGAAACUGCCCCUGUGAACAUCACGUACAAGCGCACCAACUGCGUUUCCACCGCCGGAUCGGCGGUGCGCGUGCGCAGCAACUCCACCGCGGAGCAUUUUAACAUUCAGAUGGUCGGCCUUGCCGGGCCCGGCACGCUUACCGAGGUAGAGCUUAGCGCGGACGGCAAAAAGUGGGUGAAGCUGACCCGCGACGGAAACAAGGCGAUUUGGGGGAUCAAGGGCAAGGAGGCGAAGGCGGUUGUGGGCGCGAAGAAGGCUAUGAGCGUUCGCCUCACUGCGGGACACACCAGGGAGAAGAUCACCCUCGCGAAUGUCAUUCCCACCGCCUGGAAGCCUCAAACGCUCUACUCGUCCAAGACCAACUUCAAGAAACUCAUGGCUGAGGCCAAUUCUCUCUUUGUUUUACAGAGGAUUGCAUUGAAGGAACAGCCUCCCUCUGAUGCUUCGCCCCUGGAUGCUCCUCCCUCGGAUGCUCCUCCCCCGAAUGCUCCUCCCUCGGAUGCUCCUCCCCCGAAUGCUCCUCCCUCGGAUGCCCCUCCCCCGAAUGCUCCUCCCUCGAAUGCUCCUCCCCCGAAUGCUCCUCCCUCGGAUGCUCCUCCCCCAGGUGCUCCUCCCCGGGUGCUCCUCCCUUAG